AUGAAUAUAGAAAUUUCAAGAGCAGAACUAUUAUAAUGGGUUAAUGAUACAUUAAAACUCUCACUCUAAAAAAUUGAACAACUAGGAACUGGUGCAGUCUAUUGUCAAUUAGUUGAUGCUGUUCAUCCAGGAAAAGGUUUAUAUAUAUAUUUUAUCAAUAUUAUAGUUGCCAUAAAUAAGAUUAAUUGGAAAGCUAAACAAGAAUAUGAAUUUGUUAAUAAUUUUAAGGUUCUCUAAUAAGCAUUCUCUAAACUAGGAAUUCAAAAACCAAUAGAAAUAGAAAAGUUAACAAAAUGCAAAUAUUAAGAUAAUUUGGAGUUUCUUUAAUGGUUAAAGAAAUAUAUGGAUUAGCAUAUUGUACCUAAAGAUUAUGAUCCUUAAGUCAAAAGAGGAAAUGUUGAUUUAGAUGAUUAAACAACAAUUAUUCCAAAAAGAAACCCAGAAAGAUCAAGAACUAGUAUAAGAAGAGAUACAUUUAGCAGUCCCAAUCAAUUAUAACCUUUAACCAGCAUUCCAAAAACUAAUUCUUUUGCUCAUAUAGAACCAUACUAAAAAAAAUAACCUUCUAUGUAGGAUCUACUUAUAUAGAUAGAAAUUCUAAAAUAGGAAAAAGAUUAUUAUUUCUAAAAAUUUAAGGAUUUAGAUUUCUUUAUUGAAAGUGCUUCUUAAUUAACAUAGGAAUAAAUGUAUAAAGGUAUCAAGGAUAUAUUUUAUUACACUGCUGAUAAAUCAGUUAUUGUGUUACCAAAUGGUGAAAUCGAAGUUCAAGGAUUACCUCCUUCAUCUGAAGAGCAAUCUUCAUCAUAAGAAGUUAUUCAAUAAGAAAUAGAUUUGUGA
Paramecium pentaurelia is the source of this 837-nucleotide messenger RNA. The record is from the annotation of a GenBank genome assembly. Lineage: Eukaryota; Ciliophora; Oligohymenophorea; Peniculida; Parameciidae.